UUCUUGGAGUAAGUGAUUUUGUUUUACUCGUAUAACUCAGCUGUUAACUUUGGGGAACCGAACAAGCUUGCGCACCUCAUUUUACAUGUAAGCUGGCUUGGGAACCGAGUUAUCGAUAAAACAAGUUGCGCGCAUCUCACGUCGAUGUGAGCGCGGACAGUUACCAUACUUGGCCGGCGAUGACAACCGUGGCGGUGGCCGUCAAAGGUGGCGGCGGCAGCCUCGGGGGCAACGGAAGCCGUCGAGCUGUCAGGUGGGCGGUCGAGAAUCUCAUGCCUAACGCCACUCGUUUCGUCCUAGUUCACGUCGUGCCUACCAUCACUUCAAUUCCCACUCCAUCCGGGGACACUAUCCCCAUUGAGCAACUGGAUGCCAAUGUGGUGGAAAUGUAUAUAAAGGACACAAAACUUGGUUUUCAGGAGAUAUUUUUACCAUUUAAGAAACUAUGCAAAAGAAGAAAGACUGAAACUUUGGUGCUGGAAGGUGACAAUCUUGCGUCAGCACUUCUUAAAUAUGUUACUGACUCCGGUGUAAGUAGUUUAGUGUUGGGCUCUUGCAGUUCCAGUUUUAUCACGAGGAAGCAAAAAGAUUCUACCCUGCCAUCAGCAGUCCUAAAAAAUGCUCCUGAAGCCUGCAAUGUUUACAUUGUGACAAAACACAGACUCCUCACAACUUCUGCUGCCCCCUUGUCAACUGGUGAGAACAACGCUAGCCAAUGGUGCUUUAACUGGGGAGAGCGCAAUUCUCUUCACAUCUAUAAGUCAAACAGUGGCCAUUAUUUGUCAUUAGUGGAUUGUGGAGCUACUGAUACAGCGUCAUCUGUGUCAGAACUUAGUCGCUCUAAUUCACAUAGGUCCAACCAUUCUGGUUCACUCGAAGAAAGAAAUCAUCAAAACUCGGGAAAUAUAGAAAUUGAGGAAGUAAAUGAAUGUCCUUCUGUGUCUUCCACAGAAACAAAGCAGUCGGACAUGCAGGCUGAGGUAGAUCAACAGUGUCUAGAACUAAAUGGUUGCCAUUCUUCUUCCUCAGAGGAUUGUGAAGAUAACGACACAGUGUCAUAUGUGUCAGAUGUUAGUUCCUUGAAUUCUAUAGCAAUUGCACAAGAGAGGUAUCCCAACAAUUCUGGUUCACUCAGAGAAAGAAAUCAUCGAAACUCAGGAACUAGUAUGCUAGAAGUUGAGUCAGUAAAUGAAUGUCAUUCUGUGGCUUCUACACAAACAAAAAAGUCGGAUGUGCAGGCUGAGGAAGAACAACUGCGUAUAGAAUUAAUGAACACUGUUGGCAUGUACAAUCGAGCUUUUGAAGACCUAGUCCAAGCGCAAAAUGAGGUUCACUUUCUUUCUUCUAAAUGCCUUGAAGAAGAAAGACAAGUAAAUACCGCAUUGCAAAGAGAAGAAGUUUAUAAGAAAAUUCUUGCAGAAGUGAAAAGGAAGCAUUUGGAAGCCGUGAAGGAGAUUGAGAUUGCAAGAAAUCUGCUUGCUAAAGAGACUUAUGAAAGGCAAAUAGCAGAAUCUAAUGCACUCAAAGAAUCUGUGGAGAAAAAGAAAACUAUCGAUGCGCUCCUGUCAAAUGACCGAAGGUACAGAAGGUACACAAGGGAUGAAAUAGAGAUAGCUACCGAUACCUUCUCUGAGACUAAGAUGAUUGGUGAAGGAUCAUACGGGAAAGUAUACAGAUGUGACCUCGAUAAAACCCUAGUAGCUGUCAAAGUUCUACGUUCCGAUGCAUUGGAGAAGGAAAAGGAAUUUCUGACGGAGAUUGAAGUUCUUAGCCAGUUGCACCACCCAAACAUUGUUUUACUGCUUGGAGCCUGUCCAGAGAUUGGUUGCUUAGUAUUUGAAUAUAUGGAAAAUGGAAGCCUAGAAGAUUUUGUUUCCUGCCAAAGCAGCAGGCAUCCUCUUCCUUGGUUUGUUCGAUUCCGGAUAGCAUUUGAAGUAGCUUGUGGACUUGCAUUUUUACACAACACAAAACCAGACCCUACUAUUCAUCGAGAUCUAAAACCGGGAAAUAUAUUUCUGGACAGAAAUUAUGUGAGCAAAAUUGGUGAUGUGGGGUUGGCUAAACUCGUAUCAAAUGUUGCGCCAGAUGAUGUCACAGAAUAUAGGGACUCUGUUAUAUGUGGCAGUCUUCACUAUAUGGAUCCAGAGUAUCAAAGAACUGGAACUGUCCGACCUAAAUCUGAUCUAUAUGCUUUUGGAAUCAUUGUGCUCCAAUUGCUCGUUGCACAACCUCCCAAUGGGCUUUUGUUGAAAUUUAAAAAUGCAAUUUCCAAUGGUUCGCUCUAUGAUAUAUUGGAUAAGUCUAUACCGGAUUGGCCACUUGCCGAAACAGAGGAGAUGGCUCAAAUGGCCCUGAAAUGCUCCGAACUUCGAUGCAGAGAUAGGCCCGAUCUUGAAACUGAAGUGUUGCCGCUUUUGAAGAAACUUGCUGAUAUGGAAGAUGGUACUUUAAGGCUAAAAAGGAAUAGUAUUCAACCACCUAACCACCACUUCUGCCCAAUACUUCAGGAAGUAAUGGAGGAUCCAUACAUUGCCGCUGAUGGUUUUACAUACGAGCACAAAGCCAUCAAAGCGUGGCUUGAGAGAUACGGUUUAUCGCCGGUAACAAAACUUAGGUUGCAGCAUAAAGUGCUUAUUCAAAAUCAUACAUUACGUUCCGCCAUACAGGAUUGGAGGUCACGCACAACAUCAUCAUCCGGUUAAGUAUUCAUAGUUGCGGGGUAUCAUUCAAAGCCAGCAUUUUAUUUCACAAGGCAAGUUUCAAGUGAUUAAGUAUUUCGGGCAUGUUUUUAGGUUUAAACAAGUCUAAUAGUAGUCUUUAUGAGAUGUUGCAUAAUGCAUUGUCCAUAUACGAAUCCAAGCGUAUAUAUUUUUUGGGAUGUUAUCCA
Molecule: messenger RNA, 2887 nt
Organism: Rhododendron vialii
Lineage: Eukaryota; Viridiplantae; Streptophyta; Magnoliopsida; Ericales; Ericaceae
Product: U-box domain-containing protein 34-like
Exons: 10
Coding region: 180-2702 (840 amino acids)
Biological process (GO): protein ubiquitination; protein phosphorylation
Molecular function (GO): protein kinase activity; ubiquitin-protein transferase activity; ATP binding
Source: RefSeq, a predicted model, not a curated record